GGACGGACUAUAAAUUGGUUUAUAUAUAAAUUAAUAUACUUACGUACGUGUACCAACGUGCGUUAUAUGCUCCAUGUAUAUAAAAAAACAAAUGAAGAGAUAAUGACUUCCCGCUAAAUUUGGUAGCAGCAACAACUUCGCAACUCCACUGCUCAAUCUUUGUUUCUUUCUUUCUAGAGUUGAGGAUUUCCUCAAUCUCUUGGACCAUACAAUUACAAAUACAACCAGAUCUUCUACUUUCUUUUCACAAUAUAUUUAGCAUAAUUUCUCUUCCGGGAUUUAGUCAAGAAGAAGAAGAGAAAACACACUGAAAAAAAUGGAAUCUCGAACCUUUCUGCCAAAUCUUUUAUGUGAAGAAAGCAACAUCUUAUUGAGAGAGAAGGAAGAUGAAAACGUCGGUUUCUGUUCCGUUUCCGAAUCUGACUCUGAGUUCAUCGAAAUGAUGUUAAAAAAUGAGGCUUCUUUUCAACCCGACGGCGACGCCAAUUCGGUCUUGACGGAAGGGUGGUGGUUCCAAUCCGUGCGCUCCGGUAUCAUCAAAUGGAUUCUUCAAAAAAGGGCUGAAUUUGGAUACCACUACCGCACUGCAUAUCUGUCACUGGUGUAUUUCGACCGUUAUCUAACGAGAGUGAAGCUUUCAGAAGGGAAGCUGAUGAAGCUUCAGAUUCUGUCGAUUGCAUGCUUGUCGUUGGCUGCGAAAAUGGAGGAAUGUGAAGCGCGACUAUUAGCAGAAUACACGAGAGAGGGCUACCAAUUCUGCAACACUUACAUAACCAAAAUGGAAUUGAUAGUGCUAAGCACAUUGGAUUGGAGAAUGUGUUGCAUCACUCCCUUUACUUUCUUGACCUAUUUCGCCGCCAAGUUUUGUCAACAAACUACGGAUCAUCAUGAAUUGAUCCUUCGAGCUAAACAACUCAUUUUAUCAAUUAUGCAAGAGAUUGAUGUGGCCAAGCAUCGGCCUUCAAUUAUUGCGGCCGCUUCCGUUUUGGCGGCGUAUGAUAAACAUCUGAGUAAGACAGCGUUGGAGAGCAAGAUGGAUGCAGUUCCUUCGCUGGAAAAUGAAAGUAUAAUCUCAUGCUAUAGCCUAAUGCAAGAAAUCGUGGAGGCGGAGACACCAGAAUCGGUUGUUUCACAGAAUCCGUUGAAUGAUGAUUCAACAAGCACAAGCAGAGGCACCAGAAGAAGACUUAACUUUGAUGACUGCGAUCAAGAUUGCCCUCCGCCAAAGAAAUGAUUUUUCUUCUAUGCUUACAUUUUUAGACUUUGUUUUUUAGUGUUGGCCAAGAUUUUGACCUUUACCUAUAAUUGUGAGGAAAAGUAUACAUUUAGCUCAUUAUAACAAGCGAUGAGCUAAUGUGCAGCACACAUUUAGAGCCAAAGAUAUAGGGUGUGUUUGCUUUUUAUCCCUUUAAAUGGAGGGAUAAUAAAAAUUUAUGUCUUUAAAUGUCUCAUUUCUUAUCCCACAUUUUACACAAAAGAGAAGUUCAUCAUUUUUCUUUCCUUAUUUUCACUUCAUGGAGGGAUAAUAUUAUCACACCAAAAUGGAGGGAUAAUAUUAUCAUUCCUUGAAGUAAAAAUAAAAAAGAAAAAAUGGUGAAAUUUUCUUUUGUGUAAAAUGUGGGAUAAGAAAGGAAACAUUUAAAGGCAUAAAUUUUUGUUAUCCCUCCUUUUUCCAUCCAUCAAAGUGAACGCACCCAUAUAGUAUCACUUAAAACCCUUUUCCCCCUUCUAGAUAUAGUUAGGUACUUCACUAUUGUUGAUUCACAAUUUCCUUCAUUCUUUCAAUUUGUUGCAAAUAAAUGCAUCUGUGUGCUCUACAUUUGGAGAGGAAUAUAAUGAGAUAUUAUUUUGUUUUACU
This is a messenger RNA of Salvia miltiorrhiza (redroot sage), 1858 nucleotides long. RefSeq names its product cyclin-D5-1-like. Gene Ontology annotation, molecular function: cyclin-dependent protein serine/threonine kinase regulator activity. NCBI's taxonomy places the organism in Eukaryota, Viridiplantae, Streptophyta, Magnoliopsida, Lamiales, Lamiaceae. Bases 317 to 1234 code for a protein of 305 amino acids. Gene Ontology annotation, cellular component: cytoplasm; nucleus; cyclin-dependent protein kinase holoenzyme complex. The transcript is spliced from 5 exons. Gene Ontology annotation, biological process: mitotic cell cycle phase transition; regulation of cyclin-dependent protein serine/threonine kinase activity. The record is from RefSeq and is a predicted model, not a curated record.